CCAUGACGUCAGGCGCUGCUCUUGCGAUAGCGCUAUUGGUUGUCAUCAUCGCGCCGAAUGUGACGUCACAGCCAUACGUCCAACCAAAUGUCCGCACUGCGCGGCCGCUCGGCCACUUAGAAACCGCCACGUCACAGCCUUCUAGUCAAUCAAGACGCGAGAAUUUCGAAUGGAACACGAGGCGGGUUGGGAACAAGAAGGUCGCAACUAUAUCAAUACGGAAGGACGAGGAGCGCGACCGCCGCAGCGUGCCCCUGGGGGACGUCCGCGUCCCCUUCCACAAGCCGCCCACCGGGGCCGAGGGCGUAGAAAGGCCCUUGCACGCCCACCGACACCAUCACGGGGAUGACCAAUGGGGGCCUGAGGGGAGGCGAGGAGGAGAAGGAGGAGGAAAAAGAAGAGGAGAGGAGGAAGAGGACUACGUCGACGACGAGAGAAUAGGGGAAGGAUGGGCGGCCAGGGGCGGCGUGGACGCCCCCCCGCGGCAUCUGGUGGCGAGGACGGGCGCCUUGCAGCAGCUGCAGGGGGAGGUCUCGGAGGAGGACGACGAAGAGGAGGACGAGGAGGACGACGAGGGCGACGACGAGGGCCGGCCGACGUCGCUGGAGGCGUCGUCGCGCUUCCACGACCUGCUGUACGCCACGGGCCUGCGCGCCGACUCGCUCGUGCUCAGCAACGCGUCGGAGGCGCAGGAGCAGGACGACGAGAGGGCCGGGAGGAAGAGGAAGAGGGGCAAGAAGGGCAAGAAGGUCAAGAGGGAUAGGAAGAGGAGGGGCAAGGACGGUAAGAAGAAAAAGAAGAAGAAGAAGAGGAAGAAGAGCAGGAAGUGUAGAAAGCUGAAAGGGAAGCUGAAGAAGAUAUGCAAGAAGGACGAGGAGAUGUUCAGCUCCAUCGUCCGGAGCAACCCGAUGAGUGGCAGCGAGGCGUGCCAGUACCACAACCUGGAGGAGUGUUACAAGAAGGUCGGUCUCGUGGCCAACAAAACAUCCGUGGUGAAGUGUCGCUAUAGAGAGGAGUUCCUUGAGUGCAUGGAGGAGCAGCGCGAGGGGGUGUGCGACCCCAACUUCCAGACGGAGGGAGACAUGGUGGCGCUCAGGAACAGGAUUCGGGACGAGAUCUGGACCACCAACAGCUGCCUCAUUUCCGGAGUCGUCGAGGGAUGAAAGGUCGUCGUCAUCGUCGUCCUUGAGAAGUGGUCGUCUAGAGGAGAGGGAAGGAGGAAGAGAAAGGAGGAGGGUAGAGGAGGAAGUGCCUGUUAUUGCGGCUGCCUCUGCCUUGUUUCCGAAGUCGUCGAGGGAUGAACGAUGAAGAGGGAGACGGGGCAGAGCAAGAAAGGAAUAUUUAAAGGACAGAUGGAGAUAAUAACGAUAGAUGUUAAUGGGGAAUUCAUCGAGGGAUGAAAGAAAGAGGGAAUGAACAGAACAAGAUAACAGGAGUGGGAACAGCAAAUGAUAAGGAACACAAAUCGUCGUCGAGUUAGAGAGGACAGAAAAAGUGAAAGGAUAGAAAGAGGGAAAAGAGAGAGAACAGAAACAGUAGUGGCCUGAUGGUGUAGGAACUUGGAAACAGAUUGGAAGUUGUGACUGACUCUAAGAGGACGACUACAAGAAAAUUUGUUACAGGAAUCAACCCUCGUGAGUGCCUAGGUAUAGAGACAAUCUGAUACAUCUAUUUUUCUCCUUAUCUCUUUUCCUGUUAAACAAAAGCUCAAAAAAAUUAAUUCAAAAUGGAAUUAGUAGAAUCUGAAUCACGCGUGAAAAGACUUCAACUCGAAGCCAAGAAACGCGCGUGUUAAUUAUUAUCUUAUCCAAGAGAACGGCUUGUGAUAGUUGAUAAUGAUCACCAUAUGUAUCCGUGAUAAUGUGAAUGACUGUGUGUGUGUGUGCGUCUGUGUGUGUGCGUGUGUGUGUGCGUCUGUGUGUAUGUAAAACUGUGUGUUUUUGAUCUGCAUUACAGACAUUUAUUCGUGUUUUGAAGCCACGGCGUUGUUUGCAGUAAGUGGAGCGGUAAAUCAAAGGUGUUUGGCUGUCAAAUCACCACUCUUUGUUUUGUAAAUAUAACAGUUACUGUAACCCAUAACUUAGAUAUCAUAUAUAUUUUUUCUCUCUAAGAUCUUGCCCUUAUUAGGCGCCUUUAUCCACGUCUUUGGCAACUGUUUUGCUAUUGCGGUGUAGGAUCAGUUUAUCAAUUUUGUAUUUAUCACUUUCGUUAUGUUAUUAUUUAUUGAUUUGUUAUCUUCGUCGUGUAAAUAUACUGGUCCUAAAUUUAUGUAUAUUAUAUUGCAGAAUGGAAUAUUAAUGGCACGUUGGAGUGGCUUUAUACAAAUAUCAUCGGUAUAUAUAUAUAUGUUUAAGGAUCUAAUGUAGUUGUUUGUAAGACUACAGUGUCGUCUCCCUUUGGGUUAUAUUACUUCAUCGCCAUGAUACUUGCCUGUCGGUUUGUUUUGUAUUUUGUUAUGCAUUUCGAUGCUUUAUUAUUGCUAUUUUCAUCAUAAUUCUCUUGGUAGUUCAAAUGAUGAUUUUUAUAUUUGAAGCGAUAUUUCUAUUAAUAUUAAUAUCGCUGAUAUUGGUUCUAUCAGUCUAAUUAGAGAUAUGAUGUUUGUUAUUACCAUUUUUAUUAUUAUUAUUAUUAUUAUCAUUUUUUUACUGCUGGAUCAUCAUCACUUAUAUCACGGUAAUUAAAUAUCAUCAUAGUUAAAAGUUGAUCUCUCCCCAGUAUGCCUUGGCGCAAGUAAAAAAAUGUGAUAAUUAGGAACCAAAGAGCACUAGACGAAUAGAAAGUAAGCAGCAGUCGCUCAGAACCGAAUUAUAGAACCGUGCAGUACUGCUGACUUACCCGUCUGCGGUUGUGUUGUUAUUUUCUGUGUAGUAGUGCAAGGAAAGAAGGAUCUGGAUAGGUUGCCAAUAUCUGCCUAUUCCUCCUCCGUCCUUCCAUCUCACUAUCUUUCUCCUCCUCCACCUUAUUUCCCUCUCUUCUCUUCCUCUUUCUUCUCCUUCCUCCUCUCUUUCUUUAACUUCUGCUUCUCUUCAUCCUGCAUCUUCCUCUUCCUCAUUUCCUCGUUACGACAAUAUCGGUAACAUAUUGCGUUCAGUUUGAUUCCCGAUUGUUAUUCGUCAUUAUAAGAAGCAGUUGUCGUGGUUAGUGGUUUUAAGAAUAGGGUCUCCUAGUUUUAUUACUAUUUCUAUAAUCACUAUUGCAUAAGAUUACAAAUCAUUAUUAUCAUCAUUAUUUGUUUUUUAUUCUUUUAUUUUUUAUUUUAUUAUUAUUAUUAUUAUUAUUAUUUUUUUUUUUUUUUUUUUUUUUUUUUUUUUUUUGCUUUCAUUGUCCUAAAAUUUAUUCUUAUUUUAGACGCAUUAAGGAUAAAGCUGUUUUCAUUUUCUUGUUUAUUUAGUGCAUAUAACAGGCAGGAAUAAGGAAUAUCGGAUAAAAGGUAAUCAAUGUAACAAUCAGUCUUUAGAGAAAAAAUAGACAAAACAUGCAGGGAAUGGAAGAAUUGAAGAUAUGAAAAAUAAUUGUGGUAUAUUUUCAUAUUCAAACCCGAAUGGUGAAGGGAAUGGUGCCAGGACAGAGACUGACUGGUGUCCCUCCACGAUCAAACCUAAUCAUUUCAGGCUCAUUGUGACUUGGCAUACUGGCUUAUAGCAACUCAUCAAAAUCAUCUUGUGUUUCCAAAUCUAUCCUUGUAAAUUUGCCAUUUUUUCUUUCACAAUUCAUAUGCUGAUCACAAUCUGACUGUGCAAAAUACGAGAACUUUUUAAAGGUAUAUUUCAUGCUUCGAAAUCAUACAUGACUAGACUUUCA
Penaeus vannamei (Pacific white shrimp) is the source of this 3801-nucleotide messenger RNA. RefSeq lists its product as uncharacterized. The record is from RefSeq and is a predicted model, not a curated record. NCBI's taxonomy places the organism in Eukaryota, Metazoa, Arthropoda, Malacostraca, Decapoda, Penaeidae.